Molecule: messenger RNA, 3567 nt
Organism: Talaromyces marneffei
Lineage: Eukaryota; Fungi; Ascomycota; Eurotiomycetes; Eurotiales; Trichocomaceae
Exons: 4
Coding region: 1-3567 (1188 amino acids)
Biological process (GO): regulation of transcription by RNA polymerase II
Cellular component (GO): SAGA complex; SLIK (SAGA-like) complex
Molecular function (GO): protein heterodimerization activity; structural molecule activity
Source: RefSeq, a predicted model, not a curated record
AUGUCCCUCGGUCAAAAUUUGGCCUGGAUGCCCCCAGGCCAUCUACGACCCCCGGAUGAUCACCAUUCUGAUGCGCGCGGUAUCAAUGGUCUAUCUAGAGGCUCGUCUGGUACUCGAACGCCCCAAAUGCGCUUUUCCACCAGCGAACAAGGCUCCCAGGCUGGAAAUUUAAUCUCCGAUGCUGACGCUGCCGCGGAGGAAGAUGCUCGCAUCACGCUUUUUCGCGACCUUUACAAUCGCAGCGAGGCCAAGAUCAACGAUUUGUUCAGCGCGAAAAGAAGCAAAUCCGAACCUUCGGAGGAAGAUGCCAUGGCCCUCGAACCCUCGGAAAUUACUCCGGCGCGUCCUCAGGACUCCGCCCGACCGGCCAAGAAAGUUGCGCGAAAAAUCGAUGACGAUGAUUACGACGAAUCUGAUGACGAAGAAGAAAGUGAAACACAGGAAGAUGCGAACGCGUCUCCCUUGAAGUCCAAAUCUGCUGUAACGCAGUUCCACGAUGCAUCGCCCGCAACAGCUACUCCAGCCGAGAGCGGUAAGGAUAUCAAGAAGGACACACUCGAGGGAAUACGGAAGAAGCUUGAAGAGGGCAAAAAGGCGACGGAAGAGGCUGCGCGACAGAGCUUUCAGACCAUUUUCUAUACCCUCGAGAACGACCAUGAUGCUAUGAAAGAACAGGAACGACUGGAGGAGUCGGAGAGACUCGUAGAAGCUGAAAUGUCCGGACAAGGUGUUAACAACGCUGGGAACAAUGCGACCAGUGGUGCCAACGGGUAUGGCUCACUGAGCAAUGCCAAUCUCGGCGCAUCCAGCCUAACAUUGAAGAACCUGAUCGCCCGCAUUGAUAUGAAGCGUACAAUGGUGCAAGCAUCCGACGCCGAGCUUCGCAGCUUGAUGAGCGAGGUCCGCAAAAACCGGAGUAAGUGGGCUAGCGAGGACAAGGUUGGACAGGAAGAACUUUAUGAAGCCGCUGAAAAGGUUUUGAGCGAACUGAAAGCUAUGACUGAGCACUCGUCGUUCUUCUUGUCCAGGGUCAACAAGCGCGAGGCGCCUGACUAUCAUACUAUUAUCAAAUAUCCGAUGGAUUUGGGUACCAUGACAAAGAAGCUGAAGACAUUGCAGUACAAAUCAAAACAGGAAUUCGUCGAUGACCUCAACCUGAUCUGGGCCAACUGUUUGAAAUACAACGCUUCACCGGAACACUUCCUGCGCAAACAUGCCUUGUACAUGAGAAAAGAAACAGAGAAGCUGGUCCCCUUGAUUCCUGACAUUGUGAUCAGAGAUCGCGCAGAAGUGGAAGCAGAGGAACGGAGACUCCAGCUUGCCGAAAUGGAUGGUGCCGAAGAAAGUGAUGACGAGCCUAUCAUCUCGUCAAGAGGCAGAAAGGCUCCCGGAAAGACAUCUCAGAAAGGAGCAGCCCCAAGCCGACAAACGCCAAGUGGCUCAGAGGCCCCAUCUGGCCCAUUAGGCUCACAAUCAAAAAACUCAGUCGGCCCCGACGCAGAUGGACUGGCAGAGGGAAGUCAAAAUGGGUUGUCAACUCCACCUCCUGGGACAUUAACACCGCUCGGUGCAAAUGGCGUUGGAGCAGCCAGCUCUGGUAGUCAGCUCGACGCCAUGGAAAUGGACAGUUUCGUUGCACCUGCUCUGACCCUGGCCGGCUCUUCCGCGAUUGGUUUCGAUUACGAUGACCCCGAAUAUCAGGUUUGGAAACAAGUCACUAAGAAGGAUCGCGCUCUUAUCGCAGCUGAAAGGCAUCGUCUCUUUAAGGGAGACAAGCUCAACGUUGAAGAGCCCGCGCUACUUCGAACCAAGACUGGCAUGCGAAGAUGGCUCAAGAAUCAGAAACAGGCUGGCCCUGACUCUGAUAAAGCGGCCGAGUCCCAGAGUAACGCUUUGCAGCCUGGGACCAGUGAAACUCUUGCCGAGGGAAUUGAGGAAGAUGACGACAGAGUCAUUCCGGACUAUUACGAUGUCAUGUCAGGCCUCCCAGACAUUCCACCCCAUCUCGUUUGGCGCGAAGAUGCCGAGGGUAACGUGGUUGACAAUCUUGAAGAAUUCUUGCAUAUUCUGCCAAAGGGAUCAUUUACGCAACCUGAUAGCAAACUAUCUCGAAGGAUGGAUGCUAACAUGCGACAAAUGCAAGAGACGAGGAAGAUUUGUUCCAAAGUUAGCAUUGUCAAGCAGAUGCAGCUUCAGUCUCAGGUGUAUCAGAAUCAGUUCCAGAAGUACCAGCCCGAGCCGUUCGUGGAACAAGAUGUGUCGACCCAUGUUAUGAAUGAUGAAGGACCUGUGAUCAAUCCAUGGAUCUCGAAAGCGGCACUCCAGCGGUCUGUUGGAAAGAUUCUUUACCAUACUGGCUUUGAAGAGUAUCAGCCAUCAGCCCUGGAUGCCAUCACCGAUAUCGCUUCUGAAUUCUUCGUGAAGAUCAGCCGAACCUUGAAAGAGUACAUGGAGGCUCCAAAAGUUCCAGUCGCUGAAACCUCUGAUGUGUUGAAUCCAGGUACCGUGCAAUACAAGUCGCAGUAUACACAGCAGGAAGCCAUUCUUCAUACUCUUUCAGCAGCGGGAACUGACGUUGAAUCUUUGGAAUCAUAUGUCAAGGAGGACAUUGAACGUGUUGGAACAAAGCUUGGUGUCAUUCAUGAGCGCCUCCGUGCCCACUUCACAGAACUACUUCGACCAGCCUUCCAUGAUUCUACCGGUGAUGGCUCGAAUGCAUUCAAUGACGGGAGCGAGCAAUUUGUUGGAGGCGACUUUGCCGAAGAUAUUGAUGAAGAUUUCUUUGGUUUCAAGGAAAUGGGAUUGGAUAGAGAGUUUGGUCUUGCUAGUUUGAGUGUGCCGUUUCAUCUUCUCCAAAACAGGAUGUACAAUGCGCAUCAGUCACAGAACACAAGCACUUCCCAAACCACGAGCACUCUAUUCCCAGUCCCACCGCCGUAUCCACAUAUCACAAUGGAGUCGUUGCCUUCACAAAUCGGCUUGGUACAGAAUUUCUUCUUGCAGAAACUGCAAGCCAACGGCGAAGAACCUAUUACGGAGGAUCUCGAGCUUCCUCUCAAACAACGCCCGUCUCGUCCAAAGCUUCCAGGAUCAGGAAAGAUUGUUCCUCCCAGCAACUCGAACCUCACAACAAGCCCUCAGAAGCGACCAUUACCGCCAAGCAUCGCACAGAUAUCUUCGAGUAAAGGCGGAAUUAAUUUUGCAGAACCCAGCAAGAAGAAGGCCAAAAAGAACAAUGGUACCGCUGCCGAUGCUUCUUCCCCAACUACAAUAGGACCUCCAGGCAAUGAAGAUUCUCUCGCUUCCUCGAUUAGCGACUCGAAGCUCUCCACGGAGAAUAAGUCUGUGGACGACCACGCUGCUACCAUCAAACAAUCUGCUGAGCAUGCCAAAGGUGAAGUUGGGACAACGAACGACGGCGUUGGCAUGACGGACUCUGGCGCUACAUUGACUGGGGAUGUUGAUCAACGUCAUGACAAACUUAAUGGGAUCCACUUUGCUAACAAUGAAAAUGCCGCUGGUACGAAUAGUAUGAUGAGCCCGGAAAGCAUCAACGGUCAUUCCUAA